Coniosporium apollinis CBS 100218 is the source of this 801-nucleotide messenger RNA. RefSeq lists its product as uncharacterized. The record is from RefSeq and is a predicted model, not a curated record. Gene Ontology annotation, cellular component: cytoplasmic vesicle; cell projection; cell cortex. Gene Ontology annotation, biological process: actin filament organization; small GTPase-mediated signal transduction; cortical cytoskeleton organization. The coding region runs from base 1 to 801 and encodes 266 amino acids. Lineage: Eukaryota; Fungi; Ascomycota; Dothideomycetes. The transcript has 5 exons. Gene Ontology annotation, molecular function: protein kinase binding; GTP binding; GTPase activity.
AUGGCUGCAGCACCAGCAACCCAGUCGCUAAAGGUAAAGAUCGAGCAUCUCUUCAAGUCUAAGAAGCAGCAAGAACAAGAGAAGCAUGAUUCCGCCCAACUCACUCCGGCUGAAAUCGCCCUGUUGUACCCACCCCAAAUCCCCGUCGGCGUCUACCUGCCUAUGAACAAGAUUGUCAACCAUGUCACCGGCGACCCACGCAUUGAUCAAUACUUUAAUGGCGAGCAGAUCAAGUGCGUUGUCACAGGUGACGGUGCCGUUGGCAAGACCUGCCUGCUCAUCUCCUACACCACCAAUGCGUUCCCUGGUGAAUACAUACCUACAGUAUUCGACAACUACUCCGCCAACGUCAUGGUCGAUGGCAAGCCUGUCAGCUUAGGAUUGUGGGACACUGCUGGCCAGGAGGACUACGACCGCCUUCGUCCGCUUUCGUAUCCCCAGACCGAUGUCUUCCUCAUCUGCUUCUCGAUCGUGAGCCCUCCGUCUUUCGACAACGUCAAGGCCAAGUGGUACCCUGAGAUCGAACAUCACGCACCCGGCGUCCCUAUCAUCCUUGUCGGCACCAAGCUCGAUCUUCGCGAUGACGAGGCGACCCGCGAGAGCCUUCGCCAGAAGAAGAUGGCGCCAAUCCAGUACGAGCAAGCCGUGCAGGUCGCCAAGGAGAUCAAGGCCCAGAAGUAUCUCGAGUGCUCGGCUCUCACGCAGCGCAACUUGAAGAGCGUCUUUGACGAGGCUAUCCGUGCCGUUCUUAGCCCUCGUCCUCCGCCAAAGGCGAAGAAGAAUAAGUGCGCCAUCCUCUGA